AUGUCUGGAUCUCCAAAGCCUUGCCAGCUUGAGGAAGCCCCUGAAGACCAAAGUGAGACACAGGGCUUGAUGGGUAGGGAGGUUUCAGUGCUAUAUAGCAGGAAGUCAUCUCUUUCACUCCCUGUCCUUGUCAUCCUCCUCAUCCUCAUCUUCCUUCUGUUCUCUGAUCUAGAUGCUGUAAAAGAGGUUUCUGCUGCUGGAAUGCUGGAUCCUCCUCAGUGUCCUGAGGCAGCCUCCUCUUCCUCCAGUGACAUGGCUGCUGCCCCACUGAGCCAAUCCCCUGGGGACUCCAGCAUUGAACAAGAGAAAAGUUCAUUCCCCUUACCGGCCCUGCCAGACACCAAGUCCUUGCUUAUUGAUGUCUUAAAUGAUAAGGUGGCUGAGUUGAUGGAGUUUCUGUCCUUUAAGUAUCUACUUAAGGAGCCAACCUCCAUUGCAGAAAUGCAAACACUUGUCAUCAAAGAGUAUGCACAGUAUUUCUUUGUGAUCUUCAGGGAAGCUUGUAAGUGUAUGCAGUCGGUCUUUGGCAUUGAUAUAAGGGAAAUGCACCCUAGCAGCCCCUACUAUGUUCUUAGUCCUUCUCUGGACCUCACCUAUGAUGGCAUGGUGGCUGAUGAACAGAACUACCCCAGGACCAUUGUUCUUAUAAUCAUCCUGGGUGCCAUCCAUGUUCAGGGCAGCCAUGCCAGUGAAGAGCACAUCUGGAGUGUGCUGAGUGGGAUGGGGUUGUUUCCCGGGAGGUCACACUGCAUAUAUGGGGAACCCAAGAAAUUCCUCACCGAGGACUUGGUGCGGGAACAGUACCUAACAUAUCGGGAGGUUCCAAACAGUGAUCCUCCUCAAUAUGAGUUCCUAUGGGGUCCAAGGGCCCAUGCUGAAACCAGUGUGGAAAAAGUCCUAGAAUUUUUGGGCCAGCUCAAAGAUACCACCCUUGAGGUCCUGUCUGUCUGUAAUGAGGAGGGUUCAGGAGAUGAACAAGUGCAAGACCCACACUCUAUGCCAAAAGAGGAGAGAUGA
Messenger RNA from Octodon degus (degu), 1017 nucleotides. RefSeq names its product melanoma-associated antigen 8-like. The transcript has a single exon. Gene Ontology annotation, cellular component: nucleus. The record is from RefSeq and is a predicted model, not a curated record. Bases 1 to 1017 code for a protein of 338 amino acids. NCBI's taxonomy places the organism in Eukaryota, Metazoa, Chordata, Mammalia, Rodentia, Octodontidae. Gene Ontology annotation, biological process: negative regulation of transcription by RNA polymerase II.